Messenger RNA from Nannizzia gypsea CBS 118893, 747 nucleotides. RefSeq lists its product as hypothetical. NCBI's taxonomy places the organism in Eukaryota, Fungi, Ascomycota, Eurotiomycetes, Onygenales, Arthrodermataceae. The transcript has 2 exons. The record is from RefSeq and is a predicted model, not a curated record. Gene Ontology annotation, molecular function: acyltransferase activity, transferring groups other than amino-acyl groups. Bases 1 to 747 code for a protein of 248 amino acids.
AUGCCUCUCUCCGUCCACCCCGCAACUGCCGAGGACAUUUCUCGAAUCCUUGACAUUCAAUCGGCUGCACUCCGGAUGAGUGGCUUUUUCCGUGCUUGCGGCGAAAUCAGCAACCCGGACGGUUUCCAGGACCAUGAUAAAAAAUAUCCUGAGCCAAUACGACGAGAACUUCAGACAAAGCGGUUCAUAUACCUCAUGAAAAGUGACCCGGGAUUCCACCUCAUUAAAUGUGUUGACGAUGAGACCGGUGAGAUACUGGCCUUUGCAAAGUGGAAUGUCUAUGUUGGCGGUCCCGAGUCGCUGGAGAGAUGGAGAGAGCAAAUGAAGACAGGCGAGGAUAUGUUUGUCCCCGAGGGAGCAAAUGUUGAGGGGUAUAGAUACUGCAUGGGUAAGCUGUUCGACAAUCGAAAGCUGUAUUUUGGCGAAGAAGGGAAGGAGAAUUGUGUUCUUACAUUACUGGCUACUGACCCUGCACAUGAACGACGGGGUGCUGGCACCUUGCUGGUGAACUGGGGCUGUGGUUUGGCCGAUAAACAUGGUGCAGAGGCGUACCUGGAGGCAUCGCUGCGGGGAUACCCUGUCUAUGAACGACGUGGGUUCGAGGCUAUUCCUACAACUGAGAAACAGUCGGCGAAGCUACAUUUUGAUGCUAGCAAGUAUACGGGUAGAGGCCUAGGGGAGGGAGGCAAGGGUGAUUGGGCAAGGCUCACAAUUAUGGUGCGCAAGCCCAAGCCCAUGAAGGGAUGA